Messenger RNA from Vollenhovia emeryi, 2542 nucleotides. Its product is annotated as monocarboxylate transporter 3. Gene Ontology annotation, molecular function: monocarboxylic acid transmembrane transporter activity. Bases 183 to 2216 code for a protein of 677 amino acids. The transcript has 12 exons. NCBI's taxonomy places the organism in Eukaryota, Metazoa, Arthropoda, Insecta, Hymenoptera, Formicidae. The record is from RefSeq and is a predicted model, not a curated record. Gene Ontology annotation, biological process: monocarboxylic acid transport; transmembrane transport.
CCGUUCGAGCCACAUCGCGCGCGGUUCUUUAGUGCACGCGGGCUCACGCACAUACGCACACGCGCGUGCGCGGCGUGUUUCGCCUCUUUGGGAUUUCCUUUUCCUCUCGGCAAGUUGCAACUUUUUGAGGCGCGUCAGCGACAGUGCGACUUCGCAGGGACCAGAGAUAUUCGGACGGGACGAUGUCGACGACGGUGGGCAAAGCGGAGGAGCAGGUUUCCGACGCGAGCAAGCCGCAGCAAAAUGGUUGCGAGUGCAAAAAGAGCGAGGAGCUGCAGCUCGAGGACAUCAAUGACAACAACAACGACGAGACCAUCGAGGUGGAAAUGGUCGUACCACCUGACGGAGGAUGGGGCUGGGUGAUUGUUGCAGCCUCCUUUAUGUGCAACCUCGUGGUCGACGGUAUUAUUUUCAGUUUUGGUGUAUUUCUCAACGACAUUGCGGAUGCAUUCUCUGUAUCGAAAGCGAGUGUUGCGUUUGUUAAUUCGUUACAGAGCGGAUUUUAUCUCAUGGCUGGUCCCUUCGUAUCCGCCCUCGCUAAUCGAUACGGCUUUAGACUGGUGGCGAUAUUAGGAAGCGUGAUAAGCUGUGUCGCUUUCGUCCUUUCGUACUUCAGCACUUCUAUCGAAUUCCUUUACAUUUCUUAUGGUGCUAUCGGCGGUAUCGGAGCUGGUCUAAUAUACGUGCCAGCCGUGAUAACAACCGGCUUUUAUUUUGAAAAAUGGCGAGCCUUGGCUACAGGUAUCGCAGUAUGCGGCUCUGGUAUCGGUGCAUUUUUACUCGCACCGCUUUCGAAUGUACUCGUGAAAACUUUUGGCUGGAGAGGAGCUUUGCUAUGUCAAGCAGGCAUGCUGUUACAUUGUGCUAUAUUCGGCGCGAUGUUCCGUCCCUUGAAACCAACGAGGAUCAAGGUAAAGAACACCCCAGAAAACGCCGCGCUCGAGGUGAAAACCUCCUUGAUGGGAAAAGGUGUGUCAACGACCUCGUUGCACUGUGUGCAACCGAAUAGAAGCGGUUUCUUCGGCACGAAUAAUAAUACAGAAUACCCGACGGCGGCGGAACUCCUCGGCAGCAGCCCUAAUAUAGUAAAUGCCUCUAAGUCCCUGCAUUCGUUAAACAAGAUGCCUGCGGAGACUCAGAUCCUGGACAGACAGGUGAGCACUUCGGAGAAACGGUUAUCCGCGCCGAUAUAUCCCGCCGAUGGUCUCGAUUUGGACGGUACGAUUAACGAGGAGAAGAUCGCCGAGGAAAAUAAUUUACUCAGCGGUGAUUUAGAACGAUUGAAUGGAAAAGUACCAACGAUACGUCGACAUACAAUUAGUGGCAGGCGUCUCCGAACGGAUUCGGAAUGCAGCCAAAAGUCUUUUCGAAUGGGCAAACGUAAUUCGAAAGAUACGCAGAGACCGUUCUACAGAGAUGAUAUCUUUUACGGCGGCUCUUUAAACCGACUUCCUCAUUACAGGUCUCAGCAAUCGUCAGUCGGUUAUCACAUGUCAGUUACGCGAUUGCCAACGACAAAGGAUGUGGCGGAGGAAGAAAGCGGAAGUUUCUACCUGUGCCCGGAAAGCGUACGACGAAUUCUGACCACAAUGCUCGACUUAAGCCUCCUAAAAAGUCCGACCUUUUUAAUAUUAGCAAUUUCUGGUGGGCUCACUAUGAUGGGCUUUUAUACGCCCUUUUUGUAUGUGGCAGAUCGAGCAAUGAAAGCUAACAUUGACGCUUCUUCGGCAAUGUUCCUCGUUUCGGUGAUCGGUAUCGGUAACACUAUUGGUCGUAUCGUUUGUGGCUUUGCAAGCAGUUUGCCCGGAGUAAACGCUCUGGUCGUGAACAAUAUAUUUAUCAGUGUUGGAGGUUUAGUAACUAUAUUCUCCGGCCUUUCUCUAACCGAGGGAUAUCAGUUCUUUUAUGCAGCCAGCUUUGGCCUUAGUAUAUCCGUCUUCGCUUCCCUCAGAUCAAUCCUCGUUGUGGAUCUGUUGGGCUUAGAAAAACUAACUAACGCUUUUGGGCUGCUUCUUCUGUUCCAAGGUGUGGCCGCGACUGUGGGUGCGCCUCUCGCAGGUGCGUUCAUGGAUGCGACCGGGAGCUACGACGCCUCGUUCUAUCUAUCCGGCAGCCUGAUUCUUAUGUCGGCUGUCAUUUGUUAUCCACUAAAGAGGAUCAACACGUGGGAGAGACGCGACAAGAAACCGGUCGCGAUAGAACCUUCCGCAUCCUGAUUGAAAGUGCAAAAACUGUGCCUCACUCUUCAUACUCCAUGUACGUGCGCUCAUUUGCGCUACAUAUGCAUUGUACAUAUUAAUGCAAAAUAAUUUAUAACGAGCGCUCGAACCGAGAACAUAAUUAUACCGCACGGCCAUAAACGGGGAAUGAAUGAUUUCGUGUGUGUGAUCGACAGAACGAUCGGUUGCGUUCGUUCGCACUGAAAAAUAGCUUUAAAAGGCAAACUCUGAUCAUGCGCUUGGAAAAUAUUCUCAUUUUAUAAGAGAUGUAUAACACGGGAGAAGAGAGAGAAAAUGAUUUCCGUAUGCUUGUGAUCUGCUUG